Messenger RNA from Protopolystoma xenopodis, 501 nucleotides. The record is from the annotation of a GenBank genome assembly. Lineage: Eukaryota; Metazoa; Platyhelminthes; Monogenea; Polystomatidea; Polystomatidae.
CAACGCGAAUGUCGACGUCGACGUCGACGACGACAGCGAUUGGCGGAGUACACUGUCACUGUCGUCGGUCACCUCGCGACCUCGUCUCGUCAUCGAAAGAAGCUCGGAUCAGUCGAACAGCAUGGACCGAAGCAUGACGGUCUGCAUGGGUCGGCAGAAGACCAUCUCGCCGAAUUCGAGGCAGACCGACCCCGGCCGAGACGAGACUGUCGCCGCUCUGUUGGACUCCAUGCUUCGGCCCAGCAACGGACAUGCAUAACGCCUCGAGUCGAGUCGACGCGUUGCCAAGCAGCCGCCAAACACACCGACCUAUCGCACCAUCGUCCGAACAUGUGUCUUCUGCUCAGGCGUCAAUUGUCUCAUUUGUCAAUGAACGUCGCGACGCAUACUCUUCGACAAUUACCCAUCCUGACAGUGGUUUUAUUUCGCGACAUUUUACCGAAUGCUUUUUGUACAUUCCUUACGCCUGCCACGACGCAUUCAGAUUACCCCCAGCACUAA